GCUUGAAAAUCGUGUAAAAGGUCUUAAAGAUAAUUUAUGUCAAAAAGAUGAAAAAAUACAAGAAUUAGGUGAUAUCGAAAUGCGGAAUAAUGAUUUUGCUAUAAUCGAAGCGGAGAGGAUCGAUAUAAGGAAAUCUUUGAACAUCAAAAAGUUACUCUUAACUCAA
Molecule: messenger RNA, 166 nt
Organism: Dentiscutata erythropus
Lineage: Eukaryota; Fungi; Glomeromycota; Glomeromycetes; Diversisporales; Gigasporaceae
Source: the annotation of a GenBank genome assembly